UUCCUCCUUGUGAUUUAUGCUCAAAAUGGAGCACAAGGUGAAAUACCCAAAAAAAUCAUGCAUCAUAUUAAUGUAGCCAACAAAAAUGGCCCUUAUAUUGGUGUUGUAAUACCAAACUUAUUUGAGCUCAACCCUCUUCUUCAAUCUCCUAGCUUCUCUGCUAGCAAGUUUAUCAUUGAUUUUUCAGGUAGGAGAUUUCGAUUCGGAACUAUAGCUGAGAAGAAAGUGAUCUUGGUCAUGACAGGACUUGGCAUGGUAAAUGCAGCUACAACAACGCAAUUGUUGCUAAAUUUUUUUAGAGUGGAAGGAGUUGUACACUAUGGAAUAGCUGGAAAUGCUGAUCCUUCUCUUCAUAUUGGAGAUGUUGCUAUUCCUCAAUAUUGGGCUCACCUUGGUCUUUUGAAUUGGCAGAGAUUUGGACAUGGACCAGAAGAUGAAUUAGCCCUAGAAGCAGCAGGAGAUUACUCGAGGGAAUAUGGCAACUUGAGAUUUGCUGAUUACACAGCAAAUGUUACUGAGGCUGACAAUCUCUUGAACAGAUUUUGGUAUCAAGCUGAAGAGAUUUUCACAGUUGAUGGAGUUCCAGAGGAAAGACAACAUGCCUUUUGGGUUCCUGUUGAUCCUCAUUACUUCGCCGUUGCCAAAAACCUUCAGACUUUAGAAUUGGAGAAAUGUGUGAAUGCAACCACAUGCUUAGAUACAACACCCAAAGUGACCACAGUAUUAAGAGGAGCAAGUGCAAGUAUUUACGUAGACAAUGCAGCCUAUAGAAGCUUUCUCUUUGACAAUUUCAAGCUAAGCCCGGUCGAGAUGGAAAGCGCCGGUGUAGCACUCGUGUGCCACCAGCAAAGGGUUCCCCACAUCACCAUUCGCGCUCUCUCCGAUUUAGCCGGUGGUGGUUCUGCUGAGUCUAAUGAGGCUGAUACUUUCUUACCGGUUGCUGCAACUAAUUCUGUUCUUGUUCUUGUAGAAUUUAUUAAGCAAUUGUCACUUUCCAAAGCUUCUUUUUGAAAUGUGUACGUCCAAUGAAAUAUGCAUGAAACUUAAGUAAGAAUGUUGUUCCUUAUUUUGGAUUUAUGGAAUACAUUUGAAUUAUGAAUGAGAUGAUGUUUGGUGCAUAUAUUUGAUUUUGAAAUUGAACUUAAAGAAAACUAAGAAACAUUAGAAAAGGAUAAUAAAGUGGAAUUUUUGUAUUUUACUACCCACAAAUAACCCACUUAUUGAUAUUACUACACACAAAAAAAAAGUUUAUUUUAAAUUACCAUCCAAAAAAGACAAAAAAUUUAGAUUUCACCACCAUUUAACACUUUCGGUUAAAAAACGUUAAAUCUAACGUUUUAAAAAAAUUUCUUCGAUUUUUGUGCCAAAAACAUGCUUUUUAGAUGUUUUAGGGGCCACUAUUGUCCUUUGGAUCCGAUUUGAGGUCAAAAUC
Chenopodium quinoa (quinoa) is the source of this 1432-nucleotide messenger RNA. RefSeq names its product 5'-methylthioadenosine/S-adenosylhomocysteine nucleosidase-like. Gene Ontology annotation, molecular function: catalytic activity. The record is from RefSeq and is a predicted model, not a curated record. The transcript is spliced from 5 exons. The annotation marks the transcript as partial. NCBI's taxonomy places the organism in Eukaryota, Viridiplantae, Streptophyta, Magnoliopsida, Caryophyllales, Amaranthaceae. Gene Ontology annotation, biological process: nucleoside metabolic process.